AAUAAUAAUAAUAAUAAUAAUAAUAAUAAUAAUAAUAAUAAUAAUUAUAAUAAUAAUCCGCAAGUAAUAUCACCUAAAAGGAAUGAUCUUACAAACAGUGAUUUAAAUUUAAAUCAAAAUUUCAAUCCAAGCUUAAGUAAUCAGUUAUCAAACCCUUAUAUUAGUAAUAACAAUAGCGCUAUUGGUGCUAAUAGUGGUAUUAGCCCUAAUAGUAACCUUAAUAAUAAUCCUAUUGUUGAUGUUAAUCACAACGCUAAUAUUAACACUAAUAAUGAUAAUUUUGUGAAUAAUGAGGAAAAUGGGAAUAAGUUUAAUAAGAGAUCUUCGCCAGCCAACAACUUGGGAAAUCAAGCGUACUCAAGAAAUAGCGUUGAAAAUUUGAUUCCUAUUCGAUCGAUAGAGGAAGAAAUUGAACAGCAAAGAGAAAGACCACUAAUGGUCCAAAAGACAUCAGAUGUUGAAAAAUUGGAGAUCCAAUUGAAGAAAUUGUUUGAUACAGUUGAUGUUAAUAAGAGUGGGAAAUUGACAGAAAAGGAACUUAGCAGAGCGUUGUACAAUACUGACUAUUCUAAAUUUGAGAUCUCGACCAUUAGUCUUAUGAUUAAACUAUUUGAUAAAGAUGGGUCUGGGGAUGUAGACUUUAAAGAGUUUUAUAAUUUGUGGAAUUAUAUAACACACUGGAGAAAGGUGUUUCAAAUUUAUGAUAAAGACAAAAGCAAUACAAUAACAUUCAGCGAGUACCAAGAGACAUUGAAGAGCUUUGGAUAUAGGCUAUCUAUUGAUACUUCACUAUAUAUAUUUCGGAAGUUUUCGAAUAACAACAGCUCGUCGGCAUUUGAGAUGAAGUUUGAUUUAUAUGUCGAGAGCUUGAUAUGGUUGCUAAAAUGCACAAAUUCAUUCAAGAAGUACGAUUCCGAAGGGUCAGGAAUCGGCGUGAUUCCAUUUGAGAAGUUUGUUUUGGAGGUAUUGUCGUUCAGAUAAGAGCUGGGUCCUUAUUUGCACGAUGGACAGCUGGCUGUAGCACGUUAAUACACAUUACUGAUAAUCCAUUUGGGGCAUGUUCAGCGAGUGCAGCACCGGAC
This is a messenger RNA of Ascoidea rubescens DSM 1968, 1082 nucleotides long. RefSeq names its product EF-hand domain-containing protein. The transcript has a single exon. NCBI's taxonomy places the organism in Eukaryota, Fungi, Ascomycota, Saccharomycetes, Ascoideales, Ascoideaceae. Bases 436 to 981 code for a protein of 181 amino acids. Gene Ontology annotation, molecular function: calcium ion binding. The record is from RefSeq and is a predicted model, not a curated record.